Dicrocoelium dendriticum is the source of this 959-nucleotide messenger RNA. The record is from the annotation of a GenBank genome assembly. NCBI's taxonomy places the organism in Eukaryota, Metazoa, Platyhelminthes, Trematoda, Plagiorchiida, Dicrocoeliidae.
UUGUGAUCCGUAGUCAUUUCAAACCAGACGUGUCUCGCAUAUUGCAGAUUCAUGGCUUUCGUUUACUUGCUGGAUUUUAAGAUAAAUGUUUUUGUUCCAACAUUAACCAAGUAUCUUUGAGCAGUGACCGCAUCAGGAUAAUGUUUUCAUUUAGGUAUGCGUCCGUGGUCUACAAUGUACCAAAGGAUAUUACAAGGAUCCCGAAAGAACUGCUCAACUCUUCGACAAAGAUGGUUGGUUACAUACAGGCGAUAUUGGAAUGUGGACUCCUACGGGUGCGUUGAAAAUUGUCGACAGAUGCAAGAAUAUGUUCAAGUUGACACAGGGUGAAUACAUCGCUGCUGAAAAAGUUCAGGGGAUUUACCAAUGCUGCCCGCUGGUACAGAAUUCCUUUCUGGACGGUGACUCGUCACGAGCAUUUGCAGUAGUCGUUGUUCAUCCGAAUUUCGCGGUACUGCGCUCUGAGUUGGUCAAGGCAGGGGGGAAAAUAUCUUUAAGCUUCCCUAACAGUAAAACGGAGGUUUUGUCCAGUUUAAAUGAAGUUGAACUAUGCUCCAAUCUGGACGUUAGAAAAUAUAUUUUGAGCCGGAUGAAUGCGCUGGGUAGACAGCGUGGUCUCAACGGAUUCGAACUGGCGAAGUCCAUUUUUCUUACCCCAAAUGAAUUCACCAUUGAGAACGGUCUUCUCACACCGACCUUAAAAUUGGCUACCCAUCGAGCUCGAGAACAUUUUCGAGGGGCUAUCGCUGAACUAUAUACCGAGGGCCAACUUCUGGAUUGACUCGAUCUCCGCUGCUGACCAUGUCAUAAUAAUCUGCUUUGGAGUUGGGAUUGACCUGGCUAUUGUUUUAAGUUCUCAUCUUGCUGGUUUUGAGUUCCGCGUCUGCUGCAGCGUGUUUAUCUUUGCAAUGUAUUUGAGACAUUUUUAAUCCACGCGUAUGUGCCUUUUUAUUUAUUUU